UAUUUUCUAGGAAGUGCAUACGCACGUGGGAAAAACUGGACGACACAAACGUCCAUUUUAAUUCGAAAAGUAGUUUAGCUGGCUAGCUAGCCAGGGGUUUUCGGUUCGAAAAGCAGUCAGUAGCCUUUAAACGCUCAACGUGUUAGCUAGCUUGCUAAAUCACCUUGUUGGAAUGGCGAAUAAUGUGGACGAUUCGCCUGACGCACUGUGUACGAUUGGAGAAGGCGACUGCGUGGUGCUGAAACGAGGAGACAUUUUCAAAGCUGCGCAAAUACAAAAGAAUAGGAAAGUCAUUUUUGAAAAGCAGUGGUUCUUCCUUGAUAAUGCCGUCGGCGAGCUGUACGGGACCGCAUUUGAAGUCGCUUCCGGCGGAACACUGCAGCCGAAAAAACCCAAACUUACAGAAAGCAUCACAGAGGUCAGAGAGGCUGGGACGGACAACAGGAACAUCGUGGACGACGGGACGUCGCAGAAGCUCACCAGGGACGACAUCGAGACGUUGAAGGGGCAGGGUCUGAAAGGGCAGGACAUCGUACAGCAGCUUGUGGAAAACAGCUCGAGCUUCAGGGAUAAGACGGAGUUUGCGCAGGAGAAGUACAUCAAAAAGAAGAAGAAAAAGUAUGAGAAUACCGUGACGAUCCUGAAGCCGUCCACGCGCAUCCUGGCGCAGAUGUAUCACGGCCGCGAGCCUGGGAAAAUAUGUCACCUGCGCUACGACAGCCUGGCCCAGAUGCUGACGCUGGGGAACAUCCAUGCGGGGAGCAAGGUCAUCGUGUUCGAGACGUGCGCCGGCCUGGUGCUGGGCGCGGUCAUGGAGCGGAUGGGAGGUCACGGCUCGGUCAUACAGAUGUACCCGGGCGGGGGGCCAGUCCGCGCCGCCACAGAUAGCUUCGGUUUCCCCAAGCACUUCCUGCACACGCUACACGACUUCCCCCUCUGCAAGGUGCAGCCCCUGCUGGCUGGCCAGCUCUCACUGGACGCCCAGGAACCUGACGCCCCGCCCCAGCCCAAUCCCGAGGGGCGGAGCCAGGAGUCAGGGGGCGGGGACUCCACCGUUGAGAAAAUGGAGUCUGAGAUGGAGAGGGAGACUGACGACAGGGAGAAACGCAGGGAAGAUAAAGCUCAGGAGAGGAAGAUGAAGAACGAAGAGAAGAGGAAGAAGCAGUUGGCUGUUGCUGCUUUGUUGCAGCCCCGGAAUGCCGAUGGCUUGGUGAUCGCCAGUCGGCUCCACCCCUGUCCCGUGCUGCUGGCUCUGCUGAAAUUCAUGGCCCCGUCCCGCCCCUUCGUGGUGUACUCUCAGUACAGAGAGCCGCUAAUUGAGUGCUACACUAAGCUCAGGGAACAAGGCGGUACCAUUAAUCUUCAACUCACCGAGACCUGGCUCCGUCACUACCAGGUUCUGCCCAACAGGACUCACCCGGUGCUGCUGAUGAGCGGGGGAGGGGGGUACAUCCUGUCAGGGACCACCGUCAUGGCUGGCCCACCCAAGCCGACCCCCCCACAGAGUGCCGAAGAGCCCUCCCCAAAAAGGAUCAAAUUGCAGGAAGCGGAUGGCUGACGUCGGUGUUGGGACACCCUAUAUAUAUAUAUAUGUAUUUUUUUUUUGUAGUUUUAAUUUUUAUUCCUGUCCAAUGGAGUGAACCAAAUCCUUUUUUUGCUGUUUUUUGUGCGUUGACGGGAAUGCCACAGAGCCUGUUUCGCCAAAGCUGCGUCUAAAGUAACGUUUCAAAAAGUCCAGUGCAAUGUUGAAAUAUUGGAUCCGUUUUUUUUUUCCUUCGCGGGAAGUGGCAAGCGAUGGACACGUGGAUUUAGGCUACGGCAGGCUUGCACAGCGUGUCUCUGAUCUCCCUGUGUAUAGACUUUUCAAUAAAGUACGUUGUGGAAACGUG
Molecule: messenger RNA, 1889 nt
Organism: Anguilla rostrata (American eel)
Lineage: Eukaryota; Metazoa; Chordata; Actinopteri; Anguilliformes; Anguillidae
Gene: trmt6
Product: tRNA methyltransferase 6 non-catalytic subunit
Exons: 11
Coding region: 173-1558 (461 amino acids)
Biological process (GO): tRNA methylation
Cellular component (GO): nucleus; tRNA (m1A) methyltransferase complex
Source: RefSeq, a predicted model, not a curated record